UACACGACUGGUGGUUACACUAUGUCGUGAUGUUAUAAUUAUAUGUAUUUUUGUUCCAAAUUCCACGAUCAUGGAUGAUGAAAUCGAAGAUAUCGUUGGCGAAGUAAAUUACACAGACUCACAAAAAAGUGUAACCACAUCAAACGUGUACUCUUUCGACUUCACUGACAGCAGUUCAGACAGAAACAACUCUUCAAGCAAAGAAACAUACGUUAUAGAAUGCGAUAGUGACGACAGCGAUAAAACAUUCCAAAUUGAUCAAAUGGAAGGCACAAUUGACCUUAGAGAUAAAGCAGCAACUCGUGUAAAAGUAAAACAAGACAAAAUCAUCCACAAACAUGAACCAAACAUAAUCGACAGGUCAGUUGGAUCAAGCUCGCACCAGUGCUCUAUAGUAGCUCAGGAAAUUUUCACACAAACCAGCAAAACCAUAUUUGAACUAGCCCAAAAUGAAAAGAGGACAAGUCCUGUAAAAUUUGGCGAACAGAAUACAUUGGAGACGCAAACUUCAAUUUUAUCCUUUACAGAAAACAGAACUGUGGAGUACCGUAUACGUGUGAUGGGAGAUAAUUCCAUUUUCCCUACAAAUAAUGCUUUAGUGUAUAAUUCUAUAAUCCCCACACAAAUUAUAACAACAACAUUAGAAGAUAAAUCUUCCAUUAUGCUCAAUUCUGAGAACGAGGCAGACAUGUCGAAAGAUUACCUUACAGAUGAGACUUCUAAAGACAAAAUGAUCAAAUUUAUCGAUGACAUAUCACAGGAAAGUUCGAGCGAGGAAGUUAACAUAACGCAAUAUGAAAAUUCUAGUGAAUUUGAGACUUCCAAGUAUUCUGAUAUGGAAGAGGAUUCGUUGAUAGAAAACAAUUACCGAGCAGAAACUGAGCGUAGUCAAGAUAAAUUGAGCGUCAAUAGUGAUAUCCCUAAAUCUAUUGAUAAUGAUAUUGAAGAGCUUUAUAAUAAAUUAUCCCAUAGCCUAAAUUCAACUCCUCAACCAGAAAGUGAUAUGCAGUCAGUUAUACCAAACGUUGGUUUAUUAACCCCAGUGACAGAAGAAACUAAUUUAAAAGUUGAUGGCAUGACGGAAAUGACCUCAAGUUUGCACAAUCUUAAUAGACCUCAGGAAGAAAACGAUCAAUUUAAAAUUAGAAAUACCCUUGAUGAUGCACAAGAAAAAGAUAAAUUUAGACUACCAUCAAUCCCAAAUAAUUUCUCAUGUCCAAACAGCCCUCUAAACUUUUUAUUCGCUGAAGAUCAUAGAGAAAAAUCGUUAAAUAGAUGGGAAAUAGAUACCAAGGGCUUAGCGUCUGGCGAGAGUCAUUUUAUCAAUAUCAGAAACGACGUAACGCUGCACAAUGAAUCAAUUCAGUUACCACCAAUACACAUAGAAGGUCCAUUAAAAAAAGCUACUAUGGUCGGAAAACAAGUGAAGCGUAUCAACGAAAUACAAUUUGAAAAUCCUAGUGAUACAAUUAGUAUUAAAGAAAGAAUCAGAGAGCUCAAGAUUAACCCAAGACGACAGAGGUUAGAAAAUAGUAGAAGUGCAUCUCCUAGAAGUACCUGUUCACCGGACGAUUCAAAAUUGAGUGACACAGCGGAGAGAGGUUGCGAUGCGCUCUGUUCUGAGCUGAAGAGACGGCUUCAGAUUAAUUCAUGGUGCCAAGCUUUAGAAACAUUAGAAGAAUUACCAAAAGUGUUGGAUAAAUUUUGGUCUGUUAUCACAGAAACACGUAUUGCUGAUCUGAUUCGACAGGUAACUGUGCAUGUAGAGUCACCUCGUACGCAAGUGGCGCGGGCGGCCUGUCAGACCCUCGCAGAAAUCUUGAAGAAUACGAACUAUACGAAGAAGCCGGAUUUCUACGAAGCGAUGGCCAUACUUUUGGUGAAGACUGGGAGUUACUGCCGGCCAGUGAGAAGGGCAGCGAACGUCGCACUCGAUGACAUUGUUUGCAGCGUUGAUAUAACGCACUCUGUGACCGCUAUAUGCGUGUAUGGAACGGGCCACAAGAGCGCGCUAGUCCGCACGGCGUCAUCCCGGCUGCUGGUGGUGUGCGCGGCGCUGGCGGAGGGCGGGCGGCAGCUGCUGCGUGCGCGACCACCUACCGCAGCAGCAGCUCGCCGGCACGUGCUGCGCGCUAUGGCGGACAUGCUGCACGACAAGAGCGCGGACACACGAAAAUACGCAGAACGUCUCUACGCCAUGCUCCGCCCGCUAACUAACUUCGAAGCUUAUUUUCUCACUGACGUCGAUGUAGAAAUGGCGUCGAAACAAAUGAAGAAGUACGAUCAAUUGAUUAGUUCGAAGCAGAGUUGAUUGUAUAACCCAAUUCAUUGAAUAAUACAAUCAAAAAUGUCGUUACUCUUAUAAGUGUAAGCGAGAGGUCAUGCCUAUGUGUGAGUGGGUUAAUGCACUCUGGCUUAAAUUUUGAUUCUAUUAUUUAAUGACACAGCUAUUACAUAAUUUAUAUCUGUGUUGUGUAUGUCUAUAGUACCGUGUUGUUUUUCGUCCUACUAUAAAAAGAAAACAUGUUGAAUC
Molecule: messenger RNA, 2533 nt
Organism: Colias croceus (clouded yellow)
Lineage: Eukaryota; Metazoa; Arthropoda; Insecta; Lepidoptera; Pieridae
Exons: 10
Coding region: 71-2311 (746 amino acids)
Source: RefSeq, a predicted model, not a curated record